Cydia strobilella is the source of this 1129-nucleotide messenger RNA. RefSeq lists its product as uncharacterized. The record is from RefSeq and is a predicted model, not a curated record. NCBI's taxonomy places the organism in Eukaryota, Metazoa, Arthropoda, Insecta, Lepidoptera, Tortricidae. The coding region runs from base 32 to 1129 and encodes 365 amino acids. The transcript is spliced from 3 exons.
UUUAAAUUUAAAUUUUAAUGUGUCUGUGGCCAUGAUGAGGUUUUGGUGGAUGUUCGUUUUGUUCGCGAAAACUGCUUCGGCCAGUGACAACGAGUUGCCGGAGUCUGAGGCUGGAAAAGAAUCCCGUUUCCUCCCACUCUACGAAGUGAAGAAGUUCGACCGGCCAAUAGGACCAGGGGGUUUACCCCCUCUCACCACAGUACCAAUAGCGGGGGAGCGAUGUUCGCAGAGACUAGAGUCUGCGCUGGACCAGAUGAAGAGACGAAAGAGGAACCAACCAAAGACCUUGGAUACUCCUGCGAGUCAAAGUAUCGAUCUCAACGGCUACAGCCUGUACCAGCAAAUGCGCAGCGCUCCAGUGGACAUGUAUGUCACUAGGAUGCGCGUGCGACUCCCUCAGAACGCAAACUGGGUUCGCGUGGAAAAAUGCUACUUCGACCCUCGAAACGUUUCUUUAGACACCAUGCUGCUAUUCCACGAUAUAACCAUAAGCGGGAACGUUGACCUAUUCGAUGCAAACGAGUUAGACCGGAAUGUACCCCCAAGCAGAAGAUCAAGGCACUACGCUGAUAGAAGAUAUGACGCACCAUAUCCAGAUGAAUACAGACACAGAAAAGGUAAUGGUUGCAACAUGAUUCUAAGACUCCGCAAAGCAGGAAUAGGCUUCCAUACGCGACCUUUACACCAGCAACCUGGAAAAUUUAAUGUAAAAACUGACUCGGAAUUCGUUGAGCCAGGUUUCAUAAGCGUCUACGCUUAUGGUUGCGAGAGAUAUAUUAAUAGGAACUCUGUUAGAAACAAGGAUAAUUUACCAUUGAGGAGGAAAAAGAGGUCUGAUGAGUUUACGUUCGAUCCUCAUUUAAAUCAGCCAGAGGAACACGAUAGUCGGAGUUCGGAUAAUAGUUGGAACACAGUGUACGAGCCUCGAAGUAGAGUGAACUAUGAAAGAAGCAAGCUCUUCAGGCCUGAUGAUGACUUGGACGAGGUUGAAGACAUUUCUAGAGAAAUGGAGGAUAUUUUCACUAAAGGGAUAAGGACUUUGCUGACGACUUAUAUGAAGAAAGAGCUGCAGCCCGCGAUCAAAGAUACUUUGAUGAGGAAUAUGGGUUAUGUGAUAUCGUAUGGUUAA